This is a messenger RNA of Haliotis rufescens (red abalone), 1632 nucleotides long. Its product is annotated as 39S ribosomal protein L50, mitochondrial-like. The transcript is spliced from 4 exons. Gene Ontology annotation, cellular component: mitochondrion; mitochondrial large ribosomal subunit. The coding region runs from base 33 to 674 and encodes 213 amino acids. The record is from RefSeq and is a predicted model, not a curated record. Lineage: Eukaryota; Metazoa; Mollusca; Gastropoda; Lepetellida; Haliotidae.
UCUAUGAGUUAGGUUUUAAGUACUCUUCAAAGAUGGCGGCCCCCAUAGGGAUCAUGCUGAGACCUUUUGCAUCGAGUUAUGGUCUAUUGCUUUCGAAAUACACUGUUCCGGUCGUGUCUCAAAGCAGGUCAUUAUUCUGGCGUAAGAAGAACAAGGAAGUUGAAGAGGGAGAAGUUAGAAAACGAGUGAAUUUUGAUGGUCCAACUACCUCUGAUCGUGUCCAGUCACUGAAGAAGAAAACGUCAGUGAGGACAAACAAGGCCUAUGAUCCUCCUGGAGACCUGGAGGAGAGGUUGGAGCAGCUCGUCAGUCAGGUGUGCGGGGACAGUGUGGGGGAGUGGAGGCAGGUCGACCUGGCAGACAGGAGGGUCAAGUUCAAGCUGCUGACAAGGCUGAUGAGGGAUCUGGACCACACCGUUCCCAACCUCGCAUUGGACGGCAUGGCAACGAUGGAUGACGUCCUCGCCUACUUCUCCACACCGGUCCGAAACACAGCUGCUUACAAUGACCUUGCGAAGCUGGACCUGCCCAAAAACUUGCACAUUCAAUUGGAGCCUUUACGAUUUGACAAAGACACGGAUACAAUGUUCGGUGGAAAGACUGCCUUCCCUCAUAGGCCAACAAUAGUGUCUAGUUUGCGUUACAAACACAAGUAUGGCAAGGAGAAGAACUAGUGAUGUGAUGUGUGCUGGUUGUGUAUGUUAUGUCUGAUGUCAGAGAGGAGAGCUUAGUGCUAGUGGGACAAGGCCAGCAAUAGGACAACAUGAACAUAUUCUACCAAGUGAGCUAUUGGAUACGAGGUCAAAUUUGAAAAAAAUCAUUUCAGGCUGACCAGAGGCUAUUGCCCAAAAGGUCAGCAGAGGUUCUGCGAGACAUAGGGGUUGGUUGGUUAGUCAAGUGGUGAGUGCUCCCCUGGGUUUGAUUCAGAUGGUUUCAGAUGUGUCUUGGAUUUCAGGAUUGAUGAAAGCUACAGAGAAUCUAUCCUAGUCACACUUCAAAAUUCAAACCAUUCAUUGGCUUCUAUUACACACCACUGCAAGAAACCAAUGUGACAUUAUGGUGCCAAUGGCUAGAAGUAGAUGAAUAUGUUAUAUAUCACAUAUUUAGUUUCACCAUUUUCUAGGGGCAUGGGUGUCUAGGGCCACGGCCACCACAGUUUUCUGUGCAAAGCUUUGUCUCUUGGGCACACCAGAAACCUAUGAUUGUGGGUUCGAAUUCAGGUUUGCCCCGAUUAUGUUUCUAGGUUUGUCAGCUCCAUGCCUGUGUUCAUGAGUUGUUGGGACCUGCAUCACUGUCUUUUCUAAUUAAGGUGACAUGCUGUGAUAUAACUUGAAUACUUACAAAGCACCAUUAAACCCAACUCACUCUCUCACCUGUUCCUAAACACAUGGAAACGUUGUUGAAAACAUCAGCCAAUUUUCUUUUGUUCAUGUUGUUGCACAUUCAUUACAUUGUGAAACAUUGUUAAAGCAAGAGAAGUUACCUCCCUUGUCUCCCCCCCCAUAGUGUGAUUGUCUACUCUCAGCAGGUCAGUGUGUGACUUCGGACCUGAGCCGUCAUAAUCUUGUUGAAUGGUUGCUUGAGAUUUGUAUCCCAUAUAUAUUGACUGUAAUAUCAGACUUGGAAACACAA